Messenger RNA from Telopea speciosissima, 759 nucleotides. RefSeq names its product 28 kDa heat- and acid-stable phosphoprotein-like. NCBI's taxonomy places the organism in Eukaryota, Viridiplantae, Streptophyta, Magnoliopsida, Proteales, Proteaceae. The record is from RefSeq and is a predicted model, not a curated record. Gene Ontology annotation, molecular function: RNA binding. The transcript has 9 exons. The coding region runs from base 180 to 659 and encodes 159 amino acids. Gene Ontology annotation, cellular component: cytosol.
GUAAAAUAAAAAAAAAGGACGGAAAGCACAGUAGUUGCAGUACAUUAACAAUCCUGCGUGGUGCCCAGGUGUGACUAGUUCUAGCAGAAGUAGGGUUUCCAUUUUCCGAUUCCUAGUGGGAUAGCAGAAGCGAGCACAGAGGGAGAGAGUGGGAAGUUUGAACCCUCCGUGCGUCGACGAUGGGGAGGGGAAAGUUCAAGGGCAAGCCUACAGGUCGAAGACACUUCUCUACUCCCGAAGAGAUGCUUGCUGGUACUUCCACUCGUCCUCGCACUUUUAAACAGGCAGAAGUUGAAGAUGUGGAAGAAGAAGAAACUGAAGAAUCUGAAGAGGAAUCAGAAGAAGAACCCGAGAAGCGAAAAGGAACUCAGGGUCUUAUCGAUAUUCAGAAUCCUAAUCUGGAGAAACCAAAGAAUUUGAAAGCUAGGGAUGUUGAUCUUGAGAAAACGACUGAACUAUCUAGGCGUGAAAGGGAGGAGAUAGAGAAACAAAAAGCUCAUGAACGAUAUAUGAGGCUGCAGGAACAAGGAAAAACAGAACAAGCAAGAAAAGAUUUAGAGCGUUUGUCCAUGAUACGCCAACAGAGGGCAGAGGCUGCAAAGAAACGUGAAGAAGAGAAGCUUGCCAGAGAACAGAAGAAAUCUGAGGCACGCAAGUGAGGUUGCCAACAUGAUGGAAAGCCUCCCCAAGAAGUUGUUCCACAACCGCAACAAGAAACAUUUUAUUUAUGUUAUCUGAUUGACUAGUUGGUUUAAUUAU